This is a messenger RNA of Naegleria fowleri, 2130 nucleotides long. RefSeq lists its product as uncharacterized. Gene Ontology annotation, molecular function: actin filament binding. The record is from RefSeq and is a predicted model, not a curated record. Lineage: Eukaryota; Heterolobosea; Eutetramitea; Acrasida; Naegleriidae. The transcript has 2 exons. The coding region runs from base 1 to 2130 and encodes 709 amino acids. Gene Ontology annotation, biological process: actin cytoskeleton organization. Gene Ontology annotation, cellular component: cell junction; plasma membrane; cortical actin cytoskeleton.
AUGUCAACAAAGCGUGGAAAGGGAGCCAUUCUUCAAUGGUGCCAAAAAGUUACCCAAGAUCGUGGUAUUGAAAUUAAGAACUUUACCACUUCCUUUGCUGAUGGUUUGGCAUUUGCUGCCAUCAUUGAUAGUCAACGUCCAGAACUCUUACAAAACAUGGGACUUUCUUUCAAGACCAUCCAAGAAGACUUUGGUCGCAUGGAGAGACUUCAAUGGGCUUUCGAUCAAGCAGAACAAUUGGGUAUUCCACGUUUGUUAGAUCCAGAGGAUGUGAAUGAAGAAAAACCCGAUGAACGAUCCAUUGUCACUUAUUUGUCAGCUGUCUAUAAAUUCUUCAAAGAAGGACAAUCGAGUGAAACUUCACAACAAGGAGCAGGUACUGAAGCAGGAGCAUCAGAAGAACAACCAGCCGUAGAAAGUACAGAAACAACAGCAGAGAAUGUUCCACAACAAGAACAACCAGCAGUAGAAGUGGCAACCGAAGCAACCAUUGAAGAACCACCUGUCACUCUUCCAACUGUGACAGAAAAUGAAUUGACCGAACAAGACAAACAAUUAUUGCAACAAAAUAUUGACGCUGCUUCUUCAUCCAACAAUGAAGUUGUUUUGGAAGUGACAGCAGCUGUUCCUUCCUCCGAUGUUGUGAAUUUAAUGUCCGAUUCUACAGCUCCUGAACUUUCCACGACCGCAACUGCAGGAGGUGAAGAACAAUCACUCUCUGAAACAAACACUGAAGAUAUUAAGGAAGUUGUCACUUCACUUUCUAGAAAUGAUGAAGAUGAAACAGCAAUUUCAACUUCACACCGUCACAGAGAAACUACAUCUAGUCCAGUUUCAACAAGUAGCACUCCAAUGGGAUCUGCUGGACAAUAUGGAUCAGGAUCUGAGACCAAUCUUUUGGCUUCCAAGAAAAAUUGGAGUUUCGAUGACAGUGAUUCUGAAGAUGAAGAUGCUACUGUGAAAAAGUCUUCUGCUGCAUCCUAUGCCAAUGCUGAGCGAUUGAAUGAAUUGAGAGACAAGAUCGAACAACUUAAGGAAAAUGUGAGACAAGAACAAUUGGAUAAGGAACGUUUAAAGAGACGUGAAAUGGAGUUGGAAAAUGAACUUCAAAAGUACAUGCAUGAAUUGAAACGUGCUCAUUCAGAAAUUGAAGAAGUGAAAAUGGUUGCCAAACAAGAAAAGGAUUUGGAAUAUGAAGCUCGUCACAAGGUUGAAAUUGAAAAGUCCAACAUGUACAGUGAAAAUAGAAAGUUACAAGAACAAAUUUCUGAUUUGGAAAGACAAUUGAGAGAACAACAACAAGGUGAAAAGCAAUUGAAUAAGGAAAUUCAAAAAUUGCAAAGAACUAUUGAAAAGAUUCAAACUGAGAAGAAUAGUGAAUUGGAGGAUAAACUCAGAUUGGAAGGUGACGUUUCUGAUUUGAAGAGACAAUUAGCGACUGUCACUUCUCAAUUCAAGACUGCUCAAACUGUUAGUACCAACAGUGAGCUUGAAUUGCAAUCACUCAAGAACUUCUUUGAAAAGGAAAAGAGAAAUAGAAAGUUGCUCAAUCAAGAAAUUAAGGAACUUAAAGCUGAACGCGACUCAUUGCAACAUGAACUUGAGGAUACUCGUGAUCAUGUUCACAGACUCGAAUUACGUAUUAAGGAAGUUGAGUUGGAAAAGGAACAAGAAUCCAGAAAGUUGAAGGUUGAACUUGAUGAACGAGCUAAUAUCGACAAUCGUAUGAAGCAAAUUAGAAAGGACAUUACUGAUAUGAAGUACAAGCUUGAACAAGAGAGACAAAACGUCCUCAAUGUUGAAAAUCAAAAGAGAAAGGUCGAAGAAGAUCUUGCUGCUGCCAAUGCCAAGAUUGAACAAUUGCAACAAGAAUUGAGCUCCAUGAAGAGGGAAGUCAAGAAGGCUGAUCGUGAAGUUCAAAAGGCUGAAAAGAAGGCUGAGGCUGAAGAACAACGCAGCAAUGAGUUGAAGAUUCAACAAAAUCAAUUGCGUGAUGAAAUUCGUCAAUGGAAAGAGAAACUCACAAAGGCUGAAUUUGAGACUGAUAAGGUCAAGAGAGAAAAGGAGAGUCUUGAGAGAACCAUCAGAGAGUUGGAAUUACAACUUUCAUUCAAGUCGAGCAGUUUUUAA